This is a messenger RNA of Branchiostoma belcheri (Belcher's lancelet), 723 nucleotides long. RefSeq lists its product as uncharacterized. Gene Ontology annotation, molecular function: calcium ion binding. The transcript is spliced from 5 exons. Bases 29 to 391 code for a protein of 120 amino acids. The record is from RefSeq and is a predicted model, not a curated record. Lineage: Eukaryota; Metazoa; Chordata; Leptocardii; Amphioxiformes; Branchiostomatidae.
GUAGCUUGAAGAAAAAAAAGGCUCCGACAUGUCAGGCGAAGAAAAGAAAAGGACCAGGACGGUUCCCAAAGCAAAGAUAAAACUCGCCCUACAGGGUCUCAUGAAGGGAGAGGAUGACAUGAAGACGGCCAUAGACCAGGCGUGGGACAAGCUGGACACGGACGGGAGCGGCUUUCUGGAGAAGCAGGAGUUCUAUGAAGCCAUCAACCUCGUGCUGGUUGGAGAAGGAGACGAAGUUGGCAUCGGAGAAAAACAGUUCAACAGUUUUUUCGACAAGGUGGACAAAGACGAUGACGGGAAGAUCUCCAAGGACGAGUGGUUCAAGCGGGCCAGGGGCCUCUUUAAGAGGAUGGAGGAGAAUAUCGACAACGAGGAGGAGGACGCACCUUGAAGGCCGUCCAAGCAAGUCCAGACCGGAAGUGGUCAUCAAUAGAUGAGUUCAAAGAUCACCAGACUGCCUGCGUCACGGUUUAACUACGUCAUAUCCGUCAAAUUCGAACGCGUUCUGAACGUCAUUUCCAUGUGCGUUCGAUGCGUUCGAUCGAAUGUGUGCUUGUACGUCAUCAGAGCGGGACGUACGUCAUUCUAUGACGCAAGCAGUUUCGUGUUCUGCGACCUUGUCUAUUUAAAAGUUGGCUGAGUAAUAUGUUCUAUAGAGAUCGGAUGUCACCGAAUAUAGCAAUAGUGCCAACGACCUGGAAUAAAUGAGUCUGAGGCUCCUGA